Ectocarpus sp. CCAP 1310/34 is the source of this 3482-nucleotide messenger RNA. NCBI's taxonomy places the organism in Eukaryota, Phaeophyceae, Ectocarpales, Ectocarpaceae. The record is from the annotation of a GenBank genome assembly.
AUGGAAAUAGGAGCAGCGGCGUUGUGUUCAGGGUGGUAUGUGCGAUGGGAAGGUCAGGGGAACAGAGAGUAGCGAGAGACGAGAAUGUUUUUUUUCUUUGGUGGCCCGGGUGUUUCGCCAAAUGGCAAUACUAAUGUUGAUGGGCCUAGUGGGGUUCUCUCGUGGUUUCAGUAUGAACAAGCCGGUGUGGUACUAUCAGCGGCUUUGGGGGGCAGACAGAGUUUAUAUGAAUGUCUGUCUGUUUGGUGGCUGAUGUUUAUACUGAUCGUAAGGAGUAGACCGGGGGCGUGUGUGGUGUUGCCCUGCCUGGUCUCCGCUCUUUUCCCCUCCCCCUUGGCGAGCAAAGGGGGUACGCAAAAUAAUAAUGACAAAUUUCGAAAGCAUCGAGAAAAGCGAAAGAUUGUCUGACGAAGUAAAGGAAAUCUGCGUUUUGUGAGAAGCGGCAGAAAUAAACCUUGGCCAAUCAGAAAGCAGGAAGCGGACGAGCGUGUUGGUGUUCUGUUUUCAGUCUACUCGCUUCGCCGUGUUUACCGGGGGCGAGCGAGAGCACGUGUGCGUGUGGUGGCCAAGGGUUGUUUUCUGCUGUGACGUUUCUAUUUCCCACCCACCCACCCUUGCUUUUGGGGGUGUCAGUGGACAUGGAAAUAGGAGCAGCGGCGUUGUGUUCAGGGUGAGUGUCCGUCGGGGGGGACUCACUGUGUAGCCGCAGUCGGGGUUGCGUGUGCCUAUGCUGGGCGCAGUUCCGAGGUGCUCGUCCCAUUUAUUUUGAGUGGGAUUGGUGUACAUCGCACUUCAGGUGGUAUAUGCAGGACGCAUGUUGUUGGGUGUAUCGGACCGUUGCAUGGUUGGGGGAGUGCACUCCUGGCUGCUGUGUGUGGCUAUGUUGGUGCUACGCGCUUCCCCGUUACGUGCGUGACGAGUCUGAUUGAUUGGUGGAUACGCAUACAUAUUAUAUGGCUUAUAUGUGGGUGUCCUGGUGUCCGGGUACAUGCGUGUUUUUCUGCAGUGCGAUGGGAAGGUCAGGGGAACAGAGAGUAGCGAGAGACGAGAAUGUUUUUUUUCUUUGGUGGCCCGGGUGUUUCGCCAAAUGGCAAUACUAAUGUUGAUGGGCCUAGUGGGGUUCUCUCGUGGUUUCAGUAUGAACAAGCCGGUGUGGUACUAUCAGCGGCUUUGGGGGGCAGACAGAGUUUAUAUGAAUGUCUGUCUGUUUGGUGGCUGAUGUUUAUACUGAUCGUAAGGAGUAGACCGGGGGCGUGUGUGGUGUUGCCCUGCCUGGUCUCCGCUCUUUUCCCCUCCCGCUUGGCGAGCAAAGGGGGUACGCAAAAUAAUAAUGACAAAUUUCGAAAGCAUCGAGAAAAGCGGUGCUCAUCAUCCACGCCGGCCGGCGUGCGUGCGCAAGGACUUGCGCACAGAAUUUGCGCGCAAGCGAUAAAUAACGCCUCCAGAACUACCCUUACAGAACCAUUUUGAAUUCGUCCAGCGCACACACAAACGGCUCAACGGCACAGCAGCAUACGCUGCGCUCUCUUCAGCGCUGCGUACCCUGACCCACAAGGAAGGACUGAUGAUGCGGUGAACGUCUUCAGCCUUUUUUCUUUUUAAUAUUUCUCGAGAGAAGGGAAGGGCAAUGAUCUGCCCUCCUAGUCCUUCGAAGUAUUUACAGAGGAUACAUACGACGUCUGCACUUGUACCUUCUGUGAGCAAAAGUUAUUGGUAGGUCAACAAACGACUGCUGACAAUAAUUCCCAGUCUCUUGUCCCUACUUUUUGUGCGGCUUCACAAAACUGAGUUAUCUCUUUCAUGCACAAGAAGACGAGAUUUCAGGACAACAAAUACCAACGUGGAUUACCACAGACACAAACCACACGACACCUUGUUGAGAUCUCAAACAAAAUGCAGCACAGCAAUCGUUUCUGCGCGCGAGUAUCGUGGAGUACAGCAUGGCGCGCGGAAAUAACUACAACAUCGUCGUUGUUCCUAAGAACCACUGCGUAGUAGUCUAAUUGUUUCGGGGGCCAAGUUCACAAGGCAUUGCCCCCAACAUGAACCUGCCNCCCCCCCCCCCCCCCCCCCCUCCUCUGCCCAGCCUCAAGCUCCGCACAUGCAAUAAAUUUUUUGUUUGGCAAGCGCACAUCCCGCCACUCCCACCUUACACAAACUUCCACCACACAUAGGCUCGCGCACCGGCAAAAUCUAUCGUAAAGGUACCGGCGGGACGCCCCCUUCCCCAACCCUGACUCCGUCACAGGGUGACACACAUCCGUCCAUCCGUCAAAGGCUUACUUCCGAAAUAGUUUACACACCACAAUCCUUCAACAACAAGCAAUUCAAGGGUUCGGUUCAGGGCCACCUCCCCCAUAGGCUUUGCUGUUGCUCCUGCUGCUGACGGUGUUUCCUCGAGGUGAUUCGAAUGGGCAUCACUGCCAAUCGAGAUCGGUGCAGCAGUAGUACGCGGAAACAACCUGAGCAAAGCAGAAUGUUCGGCUCUUUUUUGCCACCCCAUCUAUCUCCUCCCCCCCGGUGUUUGCCAUCGGGGUUGGGUGUUCGUCGCUUGGCAACGACGUUGUAAAACAAACAAGCCAAUUCACUUCGUGAACUCGGUAACCAGGUUACCGUUUUUUUCUUACCUCUUUUGUUUGGCGGUAACCAUAAUGGUGGUCGAAUAGAUCAUGUUGUGUGGGGUGGACAAUCUUCACUCCGCGCAAGGGGGAUGAUCGCACCACGUUGCGUUAAAAUGGUCAAGCACCCUCGAGGCAGUUACACAGCACUGCUUACAACUUUCUUNCGGAGCUUCUCGCUUGGUGAUGUGAGAGCCUGGUCCGGUGAGAACCCGGCGUGCUCCGUCCCGGCUUUGUAGGGAUGCGAGGUCAAUGGUCUAACGACACGGCAUGCACGGAUGAGUACACCCAUCUAUCUGCUAACCCCUCCGCCGUACAUACAUCGCAAUCACGGCACCACGGACAUGCCGAGACUUGAGCACGCCACGACCGGUACAUCAUUGAUCAGCUGAUCGUUUCCAAGGCUGCCACCUCUAAGUGCCAAGGGAAGUAAACCUGUAACAAGACUAAAACCGGGAGGGGCUGGAGCUACACGCGGGUUGCCCCAAAUCUAGGGCCAUCCUACCCUUCCGCGGGGAUGUUUCCCCGUCCCCUCAUCUCCUCAUUAUGCAAAUACACGCCUGGCCGCAGGAAACCCUUGAGGAAGCGUAACACCUCNGCGUAACCCCCCCCCCCCCCCCCCAGUGCUUCGCGCCCCUACCAACGCAGGCUAACCUCUGUGGGGAACACAUGCGGUUUCCAUGCUAUCUGCAGCAAAAGAAUGCCUCAGGCGCACAAUCACAAAACUAGUCGAUUUUGUAUGCUUCAACCAGGCGCGGCAGUAGAUUGCAAGAGUAUAUGCUGCUAGCCGUACCAAAAAGUACACUUGAAUUAGUAUUUAUAUCCUCUGUCUGUCUGUCUGUCUGUCUGUUUGUCUGUCUGUUU